Molecule: messenger RNA, 453 nt
Organism: Acanthosepion pharaonis
Lineage: Eukaryota; Metazoa; Mollusca; Cephalopoda; Sepiida; Sepiidae
Source: the annotation of a GenBank genome assembly
AUGACGAUGGCGCUUCACAAUCUAUUUUUCCGCGAGCACAAUCGUAUCGCCGACGCCCUAAGCGCCGCUCACCCUAACUGGACCGAUGAGAUUCUUUUCCAGGAGGCGAGACGAAUAGUUGUUGCUGAGAUACAACAUAUCACUUAUGGGGAAUAUCUACCGAAGGUUCUGGGUGAUGAUUAUAUGGAACUCUACAGUUUGAAGCCCCUCCAAAAUGGAACUGCCCAGUACUCACGCAACGUCAACCCCAACACUCGUAACGGUUUCGCCGCCGCUGGUGUCUUUCACAGCCAUUCCGGAAUUCGAUCUACCGUUACAAUUGGCAACAUAGAGUACCCUUUGAGUUCAAUCUUCUUUAAUCCUGAUGUCUUCUAUGAAGGAAGCGAGGCGCCAACAGCUAUUUUUCAAGGACUCUUAAAUGAUUUGAGUCAGAUGAUUGACAGGUCAGUAUAA